Messenger RNA from Tribolium castaneum (red flour beetle), 2446 nucleotides. RefSeq names its product transient receptor potential cation channel, subfamily C-like protein. The transcript is spliced from 3 exons. The coding region runs from base 114 to 2417 and encodes 767 amino acids. Gene Ontology annotation, biological process: calcium ion transmembrane transport; regulation of cytosolic calcium ion concentration. NCBI's taxonomy places the organism in Eukaryota, Metazoa, Arthropoda, Insecta, Coleoptera, Tenebrionidae. Gene Ontology annotation, cellular component: cation channel complex; plasma membrane. The record is from RefSeq and is a predicted model, not a curated record. Gene Ontology annotation, molecular function: store-operated calcium channel activity; inositol 1,4,5 trisphosphate binding; protein binding.
AUUUUCCAUGCCGAGAUUUUGGUGUUUUGCACACCCCCUGUCACCUUUUGACAUUUUUGUACCGUCAUUUUAAGUUUACACCCCUUUUUAUUUUUAAUUUUAUUCCCCAAUAAAUGUCUCGAGACCCCGAAAACCCCGAUGCCACCAUACCGCCCCCUCCGCCGCCCCCAAUGCCCAAUUUCGGCCGUGGUCCCGGCCGGAUGGGAUACCGGAGGCUGGAGGAAGACGACGAAUUGCUAAUGCCUCGCCCUAGCAUCCUCCUGCCUCACCUCCAAGAGUCUGAAAAGCGUUUUUUCGAGCUAGUUCACUCAGGUGACGUCGCCGCUGUUAACGACUUUCUCAACGAAAAUCCCGGUUUUAAUAUUAAUUGCGUCAAUUUCCAAGGAGUGUCGGGUUUACUAAUCGCGGUUCAAAGCCGCUCUGAGGCCAUGGUUGAGUUUUUGUUAUCACAGCCCGAUAUUGAUAUUGGAGAUUGUGUCCUGCAUGCAAUUAGGGACAACCAACCCAAAAUCCUCGAACUUCUUUUGGAAAAACAGAGAAACACGGCUCCGAGUCUGGAGUACGUGGGGGUCACUCACAGCUCGGAUUUUCCCGAUUAUGUGACGCCUUUGAUUCUGGCGGCGCAGUGUGGUCACUACGAGAUCAUCGAAAUGUUGAUUGAUCGGGGGCACACCAUCAGCAAGCCCCAUUCGCCCUCCUGUAGGUGCAUGGACUGCAAGGCGCAGCUCGAACGCGACGACCUCCUCCAUGCCGAACACCUCCGCCUCAACCUGUACAAAUCGGUGUGCAACCCUGCCUACAUCUGCCACUCCUCACGCGACCCCAUCCUCACCAGCUUCCAACUCUCAACCGAACUACGUCAGUGCUCCUUCCUAGUCCCGGAAUUCCGCAACAGCUACCUCGAACUGGCCAACGAAGUGAGCAAUUUCGCAGUGGAACUCAUCGCCGGUUGUCGCAACUCAGGCGAAGUCGAAACGAUCCUAAAGCAGAAAGCUGGCAUUCAGAACGCCAGCAUUUUCAUGUACCCUCGACUAGUCCUAGCGAUGGACUACAAGCAAAAAUUCUUCGUGGCACAUGCCCACGUCCAGCACAUUGUUGAGUCCCUCUGGCGGGGCAACUGGUACGACUACAACCUCAAGCCGAUCCCGGCGAAGAUCAUCUACCCCAUUUUUCGGAUUCUGCUCCUUCCGAUCAUUGUAGUGAUGUGUAUUUUUUUGCCGAAGCACCAGAUGGUGGCCCAUUGGAACAUCCCGCUCAAUCGGAUGAUUAACCAUGUGGCGGCUUUUUUGGUCUUCUUGGUGAUUAUUUUUCUAGAGUCGAAUAGGUCCAAAGAGAAUCAGAAGCGAAUGCCUCCAAAUUCGGGGCUCGAGCCCGUGAUUAUAAUCUUCGUGGUGGCGAAUUGUUGGAGUGUUGUCAGGAUGUGUCUCAUUCAGGGGCCCCGGAGGUACUUUACGUACCUCUGGAACUGGCAUGCGGUCAUUUCUAACACUUUCUUCGUCCUUACUUUCGUUUUCUGGUUGGCUUCGUACGUCGAUGCGGUCAAUAACGACCAAGUGGACUUGGAGCGGAAGUAUUGGCACCAUCUCGACCCGGUUUUGAUCGCGGAAGGUACUUUUGCAGUUGCCGUCAUCAUGACCUAUUUUAAGCUGAUGUUUUUUUGCCGACUGAACUACUAUUUAGGACCUUUGCAAAUUUCUUUGGGCAAAAUGUGCUCCGACAUGGCCAAAUACAUCACAAUCUUCAUCAUUAUCAUAAUUUCGUUCACCGCUGGGUUGUGCCGAUUUUACAGUUACUACGAUGGUAUGGUCCAAGUUGACUCAAACGGGAUCAAAACGGCUCAAGUCUCCUCAUUCAUCGACUUUAGCACAACUUUAAAAACUUUUUUCUGGGCUGUUUUCUGCAUGGCCCCUCUUGAAACUGGCGAUGUGAUUAUCGAGAACCUUCCAGGGGAUACCGAAAACACCACAAUUAUCAACAAGCACCUCUUUACCGAAGCAGUGGGUUAUAUCGCGUUUGCCCUCUUCGAAGUGCUCACAGUUGUGAUGAUUCUCAACAUGUUAAUUGCGACGAUGUCGUCGACGUUUCAACGAGUCCUCGACAAUAUCGACGUCGAAUGGACGUUUGGAAAAACCGAUUUUUAUCUAGAGUAUAUGCUACAACCCACACUUCCACCACCGUUGAAUUUGAUUCCAACUCCUAGCGGAAUUUCGGCGUUUAUGGAGUGGUUUCAAUCGCCAAAAGUUGAUCCGCGAGAAGAAGAAAAGAGAAAUGAUUAUCCUGCGCUCAUGUCGCAGUUGGUGCAACGAUAUUUUAGGGACAAAGAUUCGGCCGCGAGUCCUGAAAACGACUUGGAGUUCCUCAAGCAGGAAAUCGCAGAAAUUAAGCAAGCGGUUAAUGACCUAUUAGAGAAGGAGUAAUUUUUUUUAAUAAAAUAUUUUAAAGAUUA